UCCUAUACUCGAGAGAGAGUAUUACAAAAAGAAACUAGCCCACAGUCGGAAAUAACUGGAGGAUCCUUCUAAAAGUCCUCAGAUAUAUGCUUCUUCUAACACUUCUGUACAUAGUGGUUUCUAAAAGUGAACCAUUGUGGUUCAGAGCCAUCCUGAUUCCCAUUGAAAUUUUGAUUUUGUAUUAUCUUGAAAAAGGAAUCGAAAAGCAAGAUUGGAUGGCUAACUAUUGAGGAAUCUUCAUUUCAUCACUUAUGUAUUUCCACAUGACUGAAGUUAACCUUAAAUUUGAACGUUACAGAUUACAUGAGGGAUAUCUGCUUCAGAUAUCAGCAGCGUUUUCGUUCAGUACAUGUGUAACCACGAACUGGAAAACUCUGUGCAUCAACCAAUGAUUACUACAUUUGUAUGGAUUCAUCAGACUUUGGAAUAAAUUCGAAGAUCUAAGUGAUUUGUAUUAUCCUGGAUCUCUGUCUUCCUUAGUCUUCUUUGUAUUUGGCUCCUAUUGCUAUUCAAGUAUACUAAAGGAAGAAUUCAUUGCCAGUUUCAAUAAUGUAAACACAUUGAAAAGCCAAAAGAAGGUCAUCAAUUGACUCCCAGAAGGAGUGCUUAUUGCAAGUAAAGAUAACCAGUAUAAAUAUGUAAACUCUAAAAUUAAGCAUAUACUGGAUAUCAAGAAAUUUUACAAAGAUGAAGAUGAGAAGGAAAUCCUCAAAACAUCACAAGAACUUAUUACCAGAGAGCUUGACAACAUUGUCAAAAAUAUUUCUUCUCGAUAUCCAGAUAUGCAAGAAAGUGAUAAUGAAGAUUCUAGUAGAUUGCUCAACAAAUUGUUGAGAAACUUCACUGUAACAUGAAAAGAUACUGAUUUUGGUCAAAGAAAACUAGGUAUGUUAAGUGAUUCUCAAGACUAUAAUGAUCAGCCAAGAAUGCAUAGGUUUGGAGAACUGCUAAAUGUUGAAAUGUCACUUUCUGAGUUUCUAAAUAAAGAGAGGAAAUCAUUACUGGAUGGAUGCUACUGUAACAAAGAAUCAAAAAUCUCAGUCAAAUAUAAAUCUCAAGAACUUCAAGAGCUGCAAGAUCAGAGAAGAGAGUUUAUAAUAAAGACUACUAUUGUAGAAUUUGCAAGUGCUUCAGGAUGAGAUCCUUCUUGUAUUCACAUGUUUAUUGAUACUACGCAAAUUAGCCAGCUAGAAGAGGCAAAGGCCCAAAAUCAUUACCAACGCCAAAUGCUUUCUAAUGUCUCUCAUGAAUUGAGAACACCUCUCAAUUCAAUUAUGGCUUCACUAGAGCUAAUGAGAGCAGAAGAAUAUGGAAAGAAUAAUCGCUUUCUGCAUAUAGCUUCAUCUUCUUGAACAAUUUUAGGAAUGUUAGUAGAGGAUAUUCUUGACCAUGCAAAAAUUGAGUCAGGAGUCUUUCAAAUCAACGAGGAAGUUUUCACAAUGACUGAGUGCAUCAAAGAAAUCAAAGAAGUGUUUAUACUUCAAGCUAAUGGUAAAGGUCUAGAGCUCAAGAUGAACAUCCAAGAUAAAUUGAAAAAGCUACCAAUAUUCUCUGAUAAGCAAAGACUCAAGCAAGUUUUAAUGAACUUGGUCUCAAACUCCCUGAAAUUCACAGAUAGGGGCUUCAUAACAAUUGACAUUAGCGAGAAAUCUGAUCUUGAAGAAUCCAAGGUAUUCGAAGAAUCAAAGUCUUAUGAAGAGAGACAAUUCUUAGAUAAUAGCUUAGAAGAUUUCGAAAAUGAGAGUAUGGAGUGAUUCUCUGAAAAUUCUGCCUUACAAAUGAAUCGAAACGAUUGAACUAAAUACCUUUUCCAUGCUCAUAGGUCAAGGUUUAAUAGUUUAGAUGAAGAAGAAUCUGAUUUCUCUAAAACAAUGAGCAUUAACCUAAAAGUUAUUGACACAGGUAUUGGAAUCUCUCAGGCAGAUCAACGCUCCCUGUUCAAACUUUUUGGGAAGCUCAGCUCAAAUCAUAAUAGAAAUAAAACUGGAUGCGGACUUGGUCUAACAAUUUGUAAGAAGAUAAUCGAAAAAUUAGGAGGUACUAUAAACCUAUUCUCGGAAGAAAAUGUGGGUACCACAGUGGAGUGCCAUUUCACCUGCAAAUAUUAAAUUAUUUACCAUCUAAUAUCCAAUGCUAAAA
Moneuplotes crassus is the source of this 2139-nucleotide messenger RNA. NCBI's taxonomy places the organism in Eukaryota, Ciliophora, Spirotrichea, Euplotida, Euplotidae. The record is from the annotation of a GenBank genome assembly.